AACCUUAAAUUGUAGUUUUAAAGUACAGAAAUUCAGGAAAUAAAUUUUACAGAAUAAUAUUUUAGUAAAGAGGAGAACAGAACGCAACAGGUCUCCUGUGGAAGUGUGGUUACUUUCUUUAAUAUGUUUUCUCCCACUUAACACAUGUCCAGAUGUAUAUAUUUCUAUAUUUCCAUUUCUGUUAACUGUUUCCAGCUUCUCCUUGGGCUCCCUCCAUCACUACUUAGAAAUUUUUCUUCCAUUCUAAAAGUGUACAUGCUGUUACUUCGUGUGGCUGUGAGUGAUCCGUAGAUGAAAGAUACUUGGAAAGAGAAUAAAAAUAAACAAAACACUUGAGAGAUUUCUGGAGUGCUCUUAAAGUGGUGGUACAUGAGCCAUUUCAGAAGUUGGGUAAGAUUUGAAUUAGCAUUUAAAUGCAUUGAACUUUUGAUGAGAAGUUCUAUAAAAUGCAAAAUAGAUUUCUGAGUUCAAUCCAAAAGAAGGACUUCCUUUGCAGCCUCUGGGAAAAUUAUGAUGCCUCUUGAAUGAUCAGAUUUAGAUUUUUAUCCAUUCUGUUCAUUCAGUGGCAGAUAAUUGUGCAAUAGUAAAUGGAUUCAGGGGCCGUUAGAAAUUUCAGUCACUACUAAAAUGAUUCUUGACAGCUUCAGCACUACUUUUAGUGGCCGCUCACAAUUUGAAAAAGCCUGUCAUAAGUGAUACAAUUUUUACUACAAGUUAGAAGUUGGAACAGAGUUUUGUGUAAAAAUGUAUGGGUCUUUUUCCUCGAGUUCUAGAGACUCUUUUUUUUUUUCCAAUAGCUUGAGCAAAUAGAGCAACAGAAACAGGAACAGCUGGCCUUGCUGAAACAAAUUGAAGAAGAGAGGGCACAUCUGGAAAUCCAAAUGCAAACCUGUUUGGAAGAAACUAAGAACAAAAAGGAGGGGGAAGAGAGUAGUCAACCAGUACAAAGCUGCAGCGUUCCUUCUACAGAUCAACAGAAGAAAACAGAACAUGAGUCUGGAAGUACUGCUGUGCCAGAAACCAGAAGUCCUGGAGAAGACAGGCACUUACAGGUGAUUCGUAAUUAUCAACAGCGUCUUCUACAACAAAAUAGGCUACACAAACAGACGAUCAAUGAAGCUAGAAUACGUCUACAAGAAUAUCAGAAUAAAUUGAAGCAAAGAUACUUGACUGAUCCUGUGAAAGUUUUAAGCUCUGUGGAAACAACGUCAGUUAAUUUAAAGCUUAUCUCAGAACCAGUUGAACAGAGGCAGAGAACGCAGUCUCUGCAGACCCAGUCACCUGCAGAAGACCACACGCUGUCACUACCUCUUCCCUACAACAUGUGCAAUCUUCCUGAAAAUGCAUCUUCACAAAAACAUGGAGAGAAAAUGCACAGUGUUUAUCCUGGUAGGCACCUACAUCCUCUAGAACCAUCGAAUUUGAAGUUUGGAGAGAUUUGUUUGCCACGGAGCUGUUCUUUGCAAGAACAAGUGGGAAUGUUGGACACCUCCAGCAGUGAGGUCAGAGAACCAUCUGUGUUCCAGUUACCAUCAGCGUUGGUCACUCAAGAUGUUUCUCCAGACAGAACGCAACUGAAAGCACGUGUACAACAGGUUAGAUUUGCCUUACCUGCAGAACAUUCCUCUGAGCCUUCAGAAACAGAGCACUUUAAGGCAUCAGACCUCAGAUGGUCUAACCAUCAAAUGGAAACACAAGCUGAGGAAGAGCCUCCGCCUAUGACACCCCUUAUGGCAGCAACAAAAGGAUCUCCUGUAGUGCAGGCAGCCACAGUUGAUUCUUUGGCAUGUCAGCAGGGGUCUGCAGAGAGCCCCACCAGAACAAGCCUUGAACCCAGUUCUGUUUCUGGACCUGUGUCUUUAUCUCAUGAAGAAGGCGUUGAGGAAUCCUUAGUAUCAGAAAGUGGAGAUGCAUCUUUGUUAAAUUAUUCCUGUAUACUGAAUUUAAGGGACAGAGUGUUGGCCUCAUCAGAAAGCAUCCAAGCUCAGCAGCAGUAUUUGAAAGAAUUGCAAGAGCAGCUAGAUGCACAUAGAGAAGCUCUUCUUUCUAGACAGAAAAUACAAGAACAGCUACUUAUGCAGAAACAGGAUAAACUGAGGGAACAGAUGCAGAAACAACAAGAGGCUUUGGAAGAAUUUCUGAACAAGCAGGUAAGACACAGCAACAUGAGUGGAGUAAUGACAGAGCCACAGAGGCCUGACUGGAUUAGUAAGAGUGACUUUUUCCAGGACUCAGAAAACUACCAGGAAGAGAACUGUGACAUGAGUAAAUUUUACAGAGAUGAAAUGAUUUCACAGUACAUCAGACUAGCUGGGCAAAUUGAACAGCCUGAAGAAGUUCUGCAUAGAGACCAGAAAUUGAGGUUUUCCAGACCUCCUGUGACAAAAGUGAAGUUGAGGCUUGGUUUGGAACAGCACGAACUUAGUGCUAUUCCAGAAGUAGACACACCAAGGAGUUGCAAUCUUUCUUUUGCAGAUAAAACAAGUUCUGCUGGUGGAAAACCUUCUCCCAUUUCAACUGUUGGGGAGUUUGCGCAUAGGAAAUGUUAUGGUGAUGCUCUUCAUGAAGAAGGCAGGUCACCUGAGAGCAUAACGAGCUAUGAGCAGCAAAUCUCUGUAGAAAGCCCAAGGCAAAGCAAACAGCCUGGAUUAUUACAAGAGCUGCUGAUGAUGUCUACUGAAAAUUCAUAUAAUUCAGGUGAGGAAAUCCUCUUUCUUCUGGGACCUAUGUGAGUACCAUUCUGUACUGCUAAUUUAACUGCUGUUUAUCUGGAGGAUGUGACCUGACUUGUUAAAGAUCGCAGAGUGCUAUUUAAAUACUGUUUAAUUUCGAUUGUAAAAAAUGAUAUUUCAGUAAGUGCCUCUUAGGACUGAGUUUUGAUUUUGCUUGUUGUUUGUGACCCACUACCAUUGUAGCAAUCCAUGGUCACACUGCAGAUCUUUGCCAGUCAGCAGUUUUUCAUCCAAAGCACGCAUUGUGAAUCUGUAACUCAUGGAGCUGUCUGUAAAGAGACCUCUUUUGCAUCACCUGAUUGCCCUGCUGUAGCAGCAGGCUCUCAUAUGUGUACAGAGUAAAAUGCUAGAUUAGAAGUUGUGUUCUUCCUCUAAGAGAGAGAACUUCCCAGAGUACAUGUGAGAUGCUCAGAUGUGUACCUUCUCCACGUGAGAACCUGGAGCAGACCAGUGGUGUGCCUGUGUCAAUACUCUGUGAUUCCUUCUGAAGACACAAGAGAUUCAUGCUUAGAAAGAAAUGUGGAGUGUUACUGUACUGAUAGGCAGCCACAGGGAGAUCUCUGUUUGUAAGAAGUUGUUUAAAAGUACAACAGAGACAAAAUAUAGAAGGCUGAUUGUUACCCUUAGUGCAAAGAAACAACUUACAAAGAAUCAACUGGUAGAAAACUAAUGCAAUAAUGUAAGGAUUACCUUAAUUCUGGUAUUUCUGUUCAUCUGUGAAGAGCUUUAAUUAGAGAUUAUGCCUUUGAGACUAGAUUGUGUCCAUGUGCAACAAUGUUAAGCUGAUAUCAUAAAUUGAAAGCAGUUGUUUUGGUUAUCUCAAAUAAAGCAAUUUGUGGACAUGUUCAAGCAUGUCAUGGGUGGCUUAACGGGCUUAUAAAAGGACAAAGAAGAAAGCAGGUUAGAAAGAGGUUUUUUGAGUGCUUGACCUAACAAGUGGAGUCAAGGUUUUUGAAUCCUGCUGGUUUUUCCUGCCUGUAGUAAUUCAGCUUGUCUCUUUGGACCUGGGCAUAAAGCGAACCUGGGGGUUCCAGUGCUUUCAGUUGCAGUGCCUUUACAGCUUCUAAAAUUUCUUGCAGAUUGAAAUGCAAUUUAUUGUAGUUCCAGUUGGCACAUGGGAUGUCUGACUUACUAUGAACUGCUCUGUGUUCUGUGAAACACUGAGCAAUGUGAAGUUGAAUACAAGUUGACAGCACCUUGACAUUCAGUGCAGUUUUCAUUAUCUAUCCAAAAUAAAUAUAUUAUUAGGGCUGCAGAACAGUUGUUUUCAGCACCUUGCCCUUGUAUGUACUCUUUAUAAGCAAUACAGCUAUGUCACAUGUACCUCCUGUUUUUACUAGAAUUUUCGAUGCUGUCCCAAAUAUUAAGGUAAAUUUUAAUUUAGUUUGUGCUGAGACAUCCUUUUGAAUUCAAUUAAGAUUUAUUAGGGAUCAAAGUUGCUUUAAAUCAGAACAUGUAAGCUGAUUUUCUCUCAGUUUUUUCCUUUAAUGCUCAAAAUAGUCUGUUUGAAAUAUGCAUGUCUUUUAAAUUUCAGUGAUAAUUCAAGUAUUUUGUUUCUUAACAGAGUUUGGAGGCAAGGCUUGUGUUUUUAGAAUAAGUUGUAUAAUCAUAGAACCGCCAAGGUUGGAGAACACCUCCAAGUCCAUCCAGUCCAGCCAUCAGUGUACCCCCAGUAUUUCCCACUAGCCAUGUCCCCCAGUACAACAUCUCAAUGUUUCUUGAACACCUCCAGGGAUAGUGACUCCACCACCUCCCUGAGCAGCCCAUCCUAGCACCUGACCACUUCUUUGGAGGAAAAAAAAGUUCAUAAUAUGCAACUUGACCUUGCUCUGGUGCAGUUUGUGGCCUUUCCCUCUAGUCCUGUCCCUACUUACAUGGGAGAAGAAGCCAACCCUCAGCUGACCACAGCCUCCUGUCAGGCAGUUGUAGAGAGCAACAAGGUCUCCCCUGGGCCUCAUCCAGAAUGAACAAUCCCAGUUCCUCAGGCACACCCCAUAAGACUUGUGUUCCAGACCCCUCACAGCUUUGUUGCCCU
This is a messenger RNA of Meleagris gallopavo (turkey), 4767 nucleotides long. Lineage: Eukaryota; Metazoa; Chordata; Aves; Galliformes; Phasianidae. The record is from RefSeq and is a predicted model, not a curated record.